This is a messenger RNA of Lottia gigantea (owl limpet), 5144 nucleotides long. RefSeq lists its product as hypothetical. NCBI's taxonomy places the organism in Eukaryota, Metazoa, Mollusca, Gastropoda, Lottiidae. The transcript is spliced from 25 exons. Gene Ontology annotation, molecular function: double-stranded RNA binding; ribonuclease III activity. Bases 1088 to 3766 code for a protein of 892 amino acids. The record is from RefSeq and is a predicted model, not a curated record. Gene Ontology annotation, cellular component: nucleus. Gene Ontology annotation, biological process: regulation of gene expression; primary miRNA processing; pre-miRNA processing.
AUGCAGAAUCCCUUCAUGGGAGGAGGCCAAAUCCCUGCCCAGAUGAUGGGGCAGGGAGGGAUGAAUCCAAGAAUGGGGACCCCAAAUAAUUUCCAGGCACCAAACCAACAGUUACCAAAUAUGAUGAUGCCUGGUGGCAACCAGAUGGGAAUGCAUGGAAUGAAUCCAAUGGCCGCCAUGGCAAUGAGACAGAAUUUCAGAAUGGGAAACGGCAACCAGAAUGCGAAUUUGUUCCAGCAACAAAUGGCCAUGAUGCCUCCACAGAUGCAAAUGAUGAUGAUGAACCGAAUGCAGUUCCAGAAUAUGAACAUGAUGCAAGGACAACAGAUGCAAGUCCAAAGAAUGGUGCCUAAUUCUCCGGCAGCAUCGAAUUCUGGAGGAUUUCAAAAUCAAUUCAACCAUCCCAACAAUUCUCCCAAUUUUCAAAAUAAAUCGUUCGAGAAUCGAGAAAGAACAUACAGUGCUUCUUCCAAGGACAGUGGAAUUUCCACUUCUGGAAGGUCAAGGUCAAAUGGAUCAAGAGAUGAUCAAAAUGAUCGAUAUUCAUCCUCGAGAAAUCGUGGUAAAGACUCUUGGUCUUAUUCAAGUUCUGAUAAUUACAAAUCAAGAGAUCGCUCUGAUGGACAAGAUCAAUCCAGUCGCAAUGAUGACAGACGAUAUCCUAGAAAAAGACGUCUGGAUGAUACUGAUUCAAAUUAUACGUCUGAUACAGAAACAGAGUCAAGGGAGAGAACUGUGUCUGGAUCUGAGAGAAGUAGUCGACCGAGGUCUAGCUCUAGAUCACCAAGGAAAUAUAAACGACCGUCCUACAGAGAUAGGAGAGACAACAGAUAUAGAGGUGAAUCCUCACGUCAUGACAGCAGAGAUAGGGGACGUGAUGGUAGGGACCGGGGUAGAGAUCCUAACUGCAGGGACAGGGGUCGUGAUAGAGACAGAGACCGUGAUGGCAGAGACCCUGGUAGAGACAGAAGUUAUUCACAGAGUCGCAGAGAUGACAGUACUACCAGAACAGAUAGAAGAGAGGAAAGAUCAGAGAGCAAGGAUAGAAAUUCAAUAAGGACAGAAGAACCAGGAAGUCAGUGCCAGAAUGGAAGAAUUAGAACGCAAGAAAAAACAUCCUCAUCUUUUACAUUCUGAAAUGUGGUAUAAUGAACCUGGACAGGUAAACGAUGGUCCAUUAUGUAGAUGCAGUAUAAAAUCACAGAAAACUGGAAUCAGACAUAACGUCUAUCCAGGAGAACAGGAGAUUUUGAGUUGUGAUAAAAACAGUAACAAUAAAGAUAAAUUGUUUCACUACCGUGUAGCCAUGUCACCUCCCACCAAUUUUCUCACGAAAUGUCCAACUAUUAUAGAGUUUGAUAAUCAUGAAUAUAUAUUCGAAGGUUUUUCUAUUCUUUCUCAUUAUAAACUAGAAAAGAUUCCAAUAUGUCGAGUGAUAAGGUUUAAUAUAGAAUACACCAUCCAUUUUAUAGAGGAACCCAUGCCUGAGAAUUUCACAGUCCGAUCUGUAGACUUGUUCACCCAGUAUUUAUUUAAUGAGAUAUUAGAACUGAUGGAUAUAGACUGGUUCGGUCCAGUAAAAAAACCUACCACAGCCUGCCAUAUCAUGCAUUUAAUGCCUCGAUUCUCACGCUCACUGCCAGAAAAUGGUAAGGAAGUCCUCUCAAUGAAUGAAGUCCUGUCAUUCCUGAUAAAAAGUGCCAAGACUCUGAUAGAACCUAGCAGACUUCCAGGCUUGUUGGAACUCGAUGCCAGCCAGUGGCAGGAGUUUAUUGAUAUACACAGGGGCAUGAUAGUUAUAUACCCUGGUAAGAGGCCAUGUGCUAUACGUAUUGAUCAACUUGACAGAAAUCAACUGAACCCUGACGUUCAAACAUUUCCUCUGAUUAUACACUUCGGUUCUCGUCCUGCUCAACUUAGUUACGUUGGUGAUCCUGCGUAUCAGAGGCUAUGGAAACAGUAUAUAAAGUUCCGUCAUCUUCUGUCCAGUAAACCUAAAGUUUCAGCAGCAGACAAACUGAAACUUCAUGCUAAAGAACAGGCUCUUCAAGAACUUAGAACUAAAAGUACUAUGAAGAGAGAAGUGACUAUUGAAAUUAGUUCUGAAGGUUUUAUUUGUACUGGUUUGAAGUCUGAUAUCAGUCAGCAUGCUAUGUUAAUACCAGUAUUAUUAGGACAUCUGAGGUUUCAUAAAUGUUUAUCAGAGCUAGAAAAGAUUAUAGAUUAUCAAUUUAAAGAUCGAUAUCUUCUUCAGUUGGCGCUAACCCACACCUCAUAUCGUGUGAACUAUGGCACCAACCCAGACCAUGCCAGGAACACUCUAGCUAAUGCUGGUAGAAGACAGGUGGAGUAUGGCAGCAGGAAGGUUCUCAUGCAGAAUACCAGGAAAAGAGGUUUGAAUAUUCUGAUAGAUAUUAUGUCCAGGAUGGGAAAGUCCGAGGAAUCGUUGUCUGAUAUUCCACAUAAUGAAAGACUGGAAUUUCUUGGAGAUGCUGUCGUAGAAUUCUUAUCAAGUGUUCAUCUAUUCUAUAUGUUUCCAUGGUUAGAAGAGGGAGGACUGUCAACUUAUAGAACAGCUAUAGUUCAGAAUCAGCAUCUAGCUAUUCUAGCCAAGAAACUGCGUCUGCAGGAAUUUAUGUUGUAUGCCCACGGUCCAGAUUUGUGUCAUGAGUACGACUUGAGACACGCUAUGGCCAAUUGUUUUGAAGCUUUGAUGGGUGCUUUGUUUAUUGAUGGUGGUAUUGAACUAGCAGAUAGAAUUUUCGGUACUACACUAUUCGGGGAGAGCGAGAAACUCAUAGCAACAUGGCGAGAUGUACCCCAUCAUCCUCUACAGGAAGAUCAACCAGACGGAGAUAGACAGUGGAUUGAAUCUAGUCACAUUUUACAGAAAAUCCAGAAGUUUGAAUCAUCUAUAGGUGUUAAGUUUGAUCAUAUUAGAAUAUUAGCCCGGGCUUUCACACCACGUAAUGUGGGCUAUACCAAUCUUACAUUAGGUCACAACCAAAGACUAGAGUUUUUAGGGGAUACAGUAUUACAGCUGAUAGCCUCAGAAUAUUUAUUUAAACAUUUUCCUGAACAUCAUGAAGGCCAUCUUACUUUAUUACGUAGUUCUCUAGUGAACAAUCGAACUCAGUCGAUAGUUUGUGAUGAUCUAGGUAUGACAGAAUACGUUAUUUAUGAUAGACAUAUCAGAGACCGGGGUCAGCUUAAAACCAAAGAGAAGGCAGAUUUAUUGGAAGCGUUUAUCGGAGCUUUGUAUGUUGAUAAAGAUUUAGAUUACGGCCGUGUUUUCUGUGAAGUUUGUUUCUUUCCUCGAUUACAGGAUUUUAUAUUAAAUCAAGAUUGGAACGAUCCGAAGUCUCAGUUACAACAGUGUUGUUUAACGUUACGAGAAUUAGACGGAGGAGAACCUGAUAUACCUAUUUACAAAGUGAUAGAAUCAAAAGGACCGACCAACACCAGGAUGUAUGUAGUCGCUGUCUAUUUCCGAGGUGAAAGGUUAGCAACAGGUGAAGGUCACAGUAUACAGCAGGCUGAGAUGUCGGCUGCCACCAACGCCAUGAAUAUUAGACAAGAAUUAUUUCCCAUUAUUAAUCACCAGAAGAGGUUUUUGGAGAAUCGUUACCGUCAUUUACUGAAGAGUCAGGAAGGCAAGGGAGGCGACUCUUCUAGUGAAUCUUCGUCUCAUUCCAAACAUUCACGACAUUCUAGAGGGCGACACAGUAUUAGAGGUGGAAGGAGACACCAAUCCAAGGCUCAUUAGUCUUUUGGAUAGCUCAAGCUUUGAUUGGUCGAUUGAAUUGAAUGCAAUGUGAAAAAGGAUAAAAUAUUUUGUGUAUCCUAACUUUGGGAUAUCUCAACCUUUGAUUGGUUGACAGAAUUGAUUGAAAUAUUGAUAAGUGGUAGGCGAAAUGAGGCUUUUCACAUUCUCCAGUUAUUACUGAAUUAUAGAUUGGCCAAUCAAAACUAUUUAUAUUAUUGAGUGAUGUCACAUGUUUUGUACCAUUUAUUCAUUACACAGUGUUAACUGGAGUUGAUUUAAAAACAUCAGGAGCAAUCCACUAUAUUUUUUUUAGGUAGUUUGAGUAGUCACUAAUUCAAUAUAAGUCUGUCUUGUAUAGUUUCUAUUAUUAUUUAUUCUACCUAAACAAAAAAUGGACUGCGCAUGUUUAUGUUUUGUAUGUCCAUAAAUAUCUUUAUAAGGUUUUACCCUAACGGUUGAAUGAAUUUUUGCCCUUUUUCUAUUUUUGACUUGUAAGUAUAAUUUCGUGUAGUUUUUGUUUAAGUGCAAUUGUCUAUAUUUUUUAUAGAAAUUCUAGUAGUGCUAAUUUUUUCAAUUUUUCUAUUUGAUUAAAAUACUGGCCCUGUAUUCUCGUAAUGAGCUUAAUGCAAGGAUAUUCUAGGUUCAUAACUUAUAACACUGUUUCUAGGAUAUCCCAGCGCUAAGAUUGUUUCGAGAAUACCUGUUCAGAUGGUUUAUUUGUGAAUUUCAAACAUCUGGAGGAAGAAAUGAGACUAAUUAUCUAGAGCUGUAUUUCAACCAGAUUGCAUGUUUUCUCACUUAUAAUUUAAUCGAAUUUUACAAUAAAAUAAAAUGAUGCACAGUUUUUUUGAGCAUUCAAUGGGCUUAAACAGACUUUUUGUCAAGUAUUUUUCCUUGUAAACUUUUUUUUCUCUUACGUGAUAUAGUUGUCUUGAACAGCUGAUAGAAUAUGAGGCGGAGUGACUUCUUGGGAAAACAGUUGUCAAGGUUGAGAUUCAAAAUGCAGCAAUUCUGCAGAAGUGCCGUUAUUGCAAUCCUUCCAUGGUGCGUCAAGAGUUCUCCCCACAAAUGUUUUUUGAAAAGUACAAUAGAUCAGGGCAUUCUGACACAUGGAGAAAAGGCGUAAAAAGAUACCCGUACAGGUGCCGCCACUGUUUCAGCUAUCUGUUUAGUAAUCUAAAUAUUUACUUUACCAGCAGAAGACAGAAAAAAUAUUUUGAAGCAGCUCUGACUACAUUCUAACAAAAUCAAAUACUGCAACGAUAAAUUUUUUUAUUUGUUCAAUAUAGGGAGUAAAAAUUAUCUUAUUGUUUUAACUUGCUCUGUAAUGUAUCUAGAAAAUCUUGUCAAAAAACUAUUUAAAUACAAUCAUUUAUAA